Tetranychus urticae (two-spotted spider mite) is the source of this 1083-nucleotide messenger RNA. RefSeq lists its product as uncharacterized. The record is from RefSeq and is a predicted model, not a curated record. Lineage: Eukaryota; Metazoa; Arthropoda; Arachnida; Trombidiformes; Tetranychidae. Gene Ontology annotation, biological process: regulation of alternative mRNA splicing, via spliceosome.
UUACUCUUUGCAAAAAUAGUAGUUUAUUCUGCGACUGCGCACUACGCUCUGACUGAUUUGAAGUCUAAUUCUGUUUACAUCGUGUUUGUGUAUUUGUUAUUGUGUUUAUAAAUUUGUUUUUUUCAGAAAAUUGAAUCUCCAUCAUGGCAAACCGAUUGAUUGCUCAGAAAAACAUCAAGCGAGCUCUGGAAGAAGAUCCAUCAAUCUUCGAAUAUGAUGAAAUUUAUAGUGAUAUAAAAAAGGAUAAAGAGGAAGAACAGAGUAAGAAACCUAAAACGGAAAACAAAUCAAAGUAUAUUUCAAAUUUACUCAAAACAGCUGAUAAAAGGAAACAAGAAAUGGAAAGGAGAUUUGAACGUAAAGUGCAAGCUGAAAGAGAUGCCGAAGGUGAUCAAUUUGCUGAUAAGCCAACGUUCAUAACAUCAGCUUACAAGGAGAAACUGGAAUUGCGAAGAGCUGCCGAGGCGAAAGCAAAAUAUGAAGAAGCUUUAGAAGAAGCAAUGGAUGUGAAAAAGCAAAAAGAUCUCAGUGGAUUUUAUAAAUAUUUUUUUAAUUCUGUUACCGAUGGGAAAAACAAAAAUGAGAAAACAGAGGACGAUAAACCAAAAGAUAGAAAAGUCGAAGAUAAAAGACGAAAAGAUAGAAAAGUGGAAGACGAAAAACGAAAAGAUAGAAAAGCGGAAGACAAAGAAUCGGAAGAUGAAGAGGAAGAAACAGAAUUGGUAAACACAGAAUUGGAAAACACGAAAUCACAAGAUUCUAAGUCAAAAAAUAUGAAAUUGGAUGGUUCGAAAUCCGAUGAUAGCAAAUUGGAUAACGAAAGAUUAGAAGAUGAAAAAUUGGUUGAUGGAAAAUUAGAUGAUGGCGAACCGGAAGACAAAAGAACAAAAGAGGAAAAAUUGGAAGCCAUUUUCAAGAAAAGAACAGUUGCAGAAGUUUUUACAGAAGCUCGAAAUAGAUAUUUAGAAAGGCUUAAAAAUCGUUCAACUAUAAAUAGUUGAUUUGUACCAAUUUUGAGCACAGAAAUGUAAAAAUUUUUGUUUAUUUUUUAAUUGAUUAAAAUUCAAAUAUUUAUAUUGAUAA